GGGCUGCGAGCAGGCGCUUUCUUUCCCGCUGCGCCGCGCUCGCUGGUGUGGAGUUGUGGUUGCUGGUCCUUGUCUGUGGCUGGUGCCGCUCUUUUUUAUUUUAAACUUAUACAUUUCGCUCGCGCGGUGCGUUCCUUCCUCCAGCUAUGCCUAACCCUGUCGUGUUUUUCGAUAUCGCCGCCGACGGAGAGCCCCUCGGGCGCAUCACCUUCGAGCUGUUUGCAGACACAGUUCCAAAGACAGCAGAAAAUUUCCGUGUGUUGAGCACUGGAGAGAAAGGUUUCGGUUACAAGGGAUCAUGCUUUCACAGAGUCAUUCCUGGAUUCAUGUGUCAGGGUGGUGACUUUACCCGCCAUAAUGGAACAGGCGGUAAAUCUAUUUAUGGUGAGAAGUUUGCCGAUGAGAACUUCAUUCUCAAGCACACAGGCCCUGGCAUUUUAUCUAUGGCGAAUGCUGGUCCCAAUACAAAUGGGUCUCAGUUCUUCAUCUGCACUGAGAAAACUGAAUGGUUGGAUGGGAAACACGUGGUCUUUGGCCAAGUCAGAGAGGGCAUGGACAUUGUGAGGAAAAUGGAGAGUUUUGGCUCAAAGAAUGGCAAACCAAGCAAGAAGAUCAUCAUCUCCGAUUGUGGAGAUCUAAAAUAACAUUCUUGUUGUCUUAACCAAUCGACCAUUCCUUCUGUAGCUGGGGUUAGUCCCCUCUGAAUCUUUAUGCUCCUGACUUACUGCUGCGUUUCUAUUGGGUUUCGAUUUCUGCUCCCUCACAAGUCCAGCUGGACUGAAGAUAAAAAUUUGUUUUCAAAAUGAAAUAAAACAAGUUAAACCAG
Molecule: messenger RNA, 826 nt
Organism: Crotalus tigris (Tiger rattlesnake)
Lineage: Eukaryota; Metazoa; Chordata; Lepidosauria; Squamata; Viperidae
Gene: PPIA
Product: peptidylprolyl isomerase A
Exons: 5
Coding region: 147-644 (165 amino acids)
Biological process (GO): protein folding; protein peptidyl-prolyl isomerization
Molecular function (GO): peptidyl-prolyl cis-trans isomerase activity
Source: RefSeq, a predicted model, not a curated record